Molecule: messenger RNA, 1856 nt
Organism: Haliotis rubra (blacklip abalone)
Lineage: Eukaryota; Metazoa; Mollusca; Gastropoda; Lepetellida; Haliotidae
Product: ras-related protein Rab-24-like
Exons: 8
Coding region: 114-737 (207 amino acids)
Molecular function (GO): GTPase activity; GTP binding
Source: RefSeq, a predicted model, not a curated record
GGGGGUUACUCUAACGGUUGUUCAUUUGUGGAAAACACCCUUUCAGUUUUUCCGCAGUGGUUACAUUGGCACAAGUCGACCUUUCUAGUUGCCUAUGAUGACCAAGAGUUCUGAUGGCAGGAAGUAGAGUAGACAUCAAAGUGGUUCUCUUGGGGAAGGCAUACGCAGGAAAGACAAGUCUUGUUGAGCGCUACAUCCAUGACCGAUUCAGUGGCGAUGUGGUGCCAUACCAGAAUGUAAUGACAAUCGGGGCAGCUUUUGGUGCAAAGAAGAUUGAUGUUGAUGGACAGUCCCUUGUGAUGGGAAUAUGGGACACAGCAGGAAGUGAAAGGUACGAAGCUAUGAGCAGAAUCUACUACCGUGGUGCUAGGGCAGCCAUCUUGUGUUUUGACAUGACAGACAAGUCCAGCUUUGACCGCUCUCGAUUCUGGAUAGGAGAACUCAGGACACAUGAGGAGAGCUGCAAGAUCUACCUGUGUGGUACGAAGAAGGACUUAGUGACCAUUGAUCCAGAGGCCAGGCGGGUAAACCAGAGAGCAGCGAAGGCAUUGGCUGAUGAUUGCAUGUCUGAUAUAUACGAGACAUCCAGCAAGACUGGAGAAAACAUCAAAGAGUUGUUUGAACAGAUAGCCAAAGAGUACCUGGCAUCCGUCAAACCAGAAACACCAGAGAAAGUAAAAGAUUCUUUUGUAUUACGCGAAUUCCGCAAGUCCGGAUGUAUUUGUAAAGGCAGCUGACCUAUCCCAUGAUGCCAUGAUGCUGACGUGAAGGACGCUGUCAUGCACGAAGGUCAAGUUCAACACAGUUGCCAUGGGGAUGGCAGUCUUGACUGACAAGGGGACGAGGCAGGAGAAGGAAGGACCAUUCAUUCUGGAUAUUUCUCCAGAAAUCAUUUUACAAUUUAAUCGAUAUCUGAUAUUGCCAAAUCUCUGCUUGCUUGCAGCCCUCUUUAAUGACUUGAAUGGUACAUUGGUACCUUCAUUACCCCAGUUUUGUGAAAAUGGGAUUUUUAAAAGCUCAUUUGUUGUGUUCGUGUGACAAGGAACUGUUGUCAUUUGAAAUACACAGCAGGAUACUAAAGCAUAUUUCAGGUCUUGUGCUCAGUUGGGUCGGUGUCUGCCUGCCUGCCUGUCUGCAUGUAGGGUGGCUUAGUGGAUAAAGUGCUGGUCACAUUCAAUACCCAGGUUCAAAUAUAAACAUGAAAGGAAGUCUAAUAUUUUUGCAGUUUGCAAUAUUUAUUAUUUUUUAUAUGAAACUCAAUUUAAACCAAUAUUCAAUAAAAUCAUAAAGUUGAUGCAUGCAGACAGGCAGACAAAUUUCUAUUUCCUAAGAGGAUCAGGCAAACCACUUUCCUAAGAGGAUCAGGCAAACCAAUAUGAUUCUUAUAUUUUUCAGGGUCAAUUUGAAGUUAAUUUCCUAUCUAUCAGUUUUGCAAACUGACAUGCAAACGAUAACGAAAAACUUGAUAUAUUUUUUUAUGUUUUCAUUUAAUAAGCAAAAACAAAUUGCUCUUUCCUGACCUUGAACCUAAAAAUAUUUUGAGAUUUAUGUUAUAACCUUAUUAUAGUCCGUAAAAUUAUUCCAUGUUGAAUAUGCUGAAAGCAUUAAAUGAUAUUAUUCCUGCAACCCAUGCUUGUUGUAAGAGGUGACCAAUAAAUCGUGAGGUGAGACUCGCUUCCUUGGUUAAUGCAUGUCAACAAAUCCCAGUUGUGUCAAUGUUCAUAAUGUCUAUCACUGGGUAGUCUGGUCCAGACUCAGUUAUUUACAGAUGACAUUUAUAUAGCUGGAAUAUUGCAGUGUAUAGCACUAAACAACAAACAAACAAACAAAUAGUACAAUGCAUGCAGGGGUUGAAA